This is a messenger RNA of Akanthomyces muscarius, 282 nucleotides long. RefSeq lists its product as uncharacterized. Bases 1 to 282 code for a protein of 93 amino acids. The transcript has 3 exons. The record is from RefSeq and is a predicted model, not a curated record. Lineage: Eukaryota; Fungi; Ascomycota; Sordariomycetes; Hypocreales; Cordycipitaceae.
AUGUUCAACUCUGGCCGGGCCAUCAUCGUAUUCAAUCUCCAGGGUACUCGCCGUCCUUGCGAUGGGUCGCACAAUGCUAUGUUAUUAGCAUAUUUACUCUGGCAACGAUGCAGCUUCAUGCAAAUAUACGAGCACACCAAGACUAUGUACAACUUGGAAAGUUUGUUGUACUACCUGACUGUCAUACGUAAAAUGCACGAAUGUUUGCUGAGAGUAAAACUUCUGCUCAUGUCAUUAGCAAUGGACGUCUUGGCACAGACUGAUGAGCAAAAAGUAAGUUGA